Molecule: messenger RNA, 1049 nt
Organism: Onthophagus taurus
Lineage: Eukaryota; Metazoa; Arthropoda; Insecta; Coleoptera; Scarabaeidae
Product: Ras-related protein interacting with calmodulin
Biological process (GO): signal transduction
Cellular component (GO): membrane
Molecular function (GO): GTPase activity; GTP binding
Source: RefSeq, a predicted model, not a curated record
ACUGUCAAAAUGUAUUAAAAUGUCAACUAAACAUUAAAGAAUUGUUAUUUUUAAAAAAAAGUUUGUUAAUAAAACCCCCCAAGUGGGUAUUUUUUUAAUUAAAACGUGUUCGCGUGUGUUAAUGAGCCUUGAACACGACGUUUUUCGCGACGUUUAAAAAGGCCAUGGCCGGCGAGGGUUCCUGCGGUAGCGCAAAUAAGCGUAAAUACAAGAUCUCCAGGCAGGAAUCUUCAAGAGCUGGUAAAGAUUCGGAUCAUAUUGAAGGUGAUCGGAUUUAUGGCAGCAAUACUCAUCAAAGGGGUGGUAUUAGGGUAUAUAAAAUCGUUGUUUUAGGUGAUGGGGGAGUUGGUAAAUCAGCUGUUACUCUCCAAUUUGUUAGUCAUAGCUUUUUAGACUAUCAUGAUCCUACAAUAGAAGAUUCUUAUCAACAACAAGCUGUCAUUGAUGGUGAACCAGCCCUUUUAGAUAUUUUAGACACAGCUGGACAAGUGGAAUUUACAGCAAUGAGAGACCAAUACAUGCGUUGUGGGGAAGGUUUCUUAAUUUGCUACAGUGUAACAGAUCGACACAGCUUUCAAGAAGCCUUGGAAUACAAAAAAUUGAUUCAAAAAGUUCGGGCAAGUGAAGACACCCCUUUGGUGCUAGUUGGAAACAAAUUUGAUCUUCAAAUGCAAAGAAAAGUAACCACAGAAGAAGGGAAAUCAUUAGCAAGACAAUUUGGGUGUCCAUUUUAUGAAACAUCGGCAGCUUUAAGAACGUAUGUUGAUGAUGCGUUCCAUACGUUGGUGAGAGAGAUAAGGGUGAGAGAACGGCAAAAAGGUGGGAUUAAUGGUAACGAAAGAAAACCACAUAAACACAGCAAAUGGUGGAGAUUACGAAGUAUUUUUGCGUUGGUUUUUAAAAGAAAAAGACAACAAGCUAAUUAUGGUAAUUAAAAGAUUAUUUAUUUUGAGUAUUAUUGAUUGAGAAUUUAUUUCUGGAGAAAAGUGUUUAAAAUAUCUGUAAUAAAAUAAAAAAUAACUGCCCUUUUAAGAUGAUAAAAAAUAAAA